GCUUCAGCCGGACUGCAUAUAGUACUACCGCCACUGAUGUGGAAAGGUAGACCCUCGGAUUCUGUUGUUCUUUAUAAAUGACAGUGAUGCUGCCUUCUCUUGAUUUGAUUUCUAGGUACCAUUGCAUUUUUUUGAUAUGAAAAAUUCUGAUCAAGAUAAAUACAAUGAUAUGAAGUAAAUGCGGAUGACAAGGAGACAAGAUUUUACAUUUAACUCAGCAUUGAGCCUCUACAGUAAAAAGACGCAGUUGGUUUGACUACUUAUCUUAGGUCUCCAUUAAGUGAUAAGCUACUUACAUAUAUAUGAAGUCAAGAAUAUGGUUUCAAUUAAAAAAUGUCUCAUGAGACAGAAAGCACUACAAGACAAUCCUUAAAUCAAAAAAACCAUUAAAGACAGUUUAGGAUUUUAAUUAAAUUAAAUUAAAUUAAUUAAUUAAAAUGAGUGUUACUCUCUUUGAUAUCUAGAUGCCAUCAAAUCAAGAUUUAUUUAAAGCAGCAUUUCAAGGAAAUCUCACUUUUUUCAAAGAACUACAGAGUUGUGAUGUAGGCAGCCAUGACACAUGGUUGACCGUCACAUACCCUAAAUCAGGAGAUAAUCUCCUUCACUGUGCUGCGAGGCUAGGACAUGUGCACCUGUUGAAGUUUCUCCAUGAAGCUGGGGCCAAUUUAGAGCUGCCAAACUUUGAUGGGAAGAGGCCACUACAUGAGGCAGCACAGGCCGGGCAUCUUGACUGUGUCAAGUACUUGCUGUCACAAGAUGUGUCUGUUGACUCAUUGAAAAGGGCCGACUGGACCCCUCUGAUGUUGGCAAGUGUAAAGCUUGAUCAGAAGGUGAUACAAGUUCUCAUCCAUUCCGGAGCCGAUCCAUGUCUCAGAAAUAAAGAUGGAUGGAACAGUUUUCAUCUCGCUUGUAGAGAAGGAGUCCUUUCCAUUGUCAAGUUUUUUCACAAUUGCAAUGGAGACCUGGGGGACACUGUCAGCAAGAAUGGGAGAACACCCCUUCAUACUACAGCUCUCCAUGGUCGUUAUGAAGUCGCCUCAUUUCUACUGGAGCAUUGUGGGUAUUCAGUGGAUAUGAAGGACAGCUGCGGAAGUACACCAUUCAUGGACGCCAUGCGCUCUGGUCAUGUGAACGUUGGCCAACUUCUUUUUGAGAAACAGCAGGCCAGUGUGGAUGUUGUGGAUAAUGUUGGGUUCCAGUCCAUCCAUCAGGCAGCCCAAGCCGGCCAGGAGGGGUCUGUUAGGUACUUGGUGGAGACCAGGGGUUUGGAAGUGGACACGCUGACCACAGCAGGCUCCACAGCUUUGGCCGUUGCUUCCAAGGAAGGACAGCUGGCGGUACUGGAGUGUCUAUUGGGAGCUGGAGCUAAAGUUAACAGUGUAGAUACCAAGGGAAGAUCAGCCCUUCACAUCGCCAGCGGUGCCCAGCAUGCAGACUGUGUGAAGGUGUUACUGCAUCAUGGUGCAGUGCUAGCACCUGAUGGUGCAGGUAAAACACCGGAACAGCUUGCAAAGAAGGACAAUGUCAUCCAAAUGUUUAAAGAACAUAUUUCUAAUUUAGAUGAGUCAUAAUGCUGCCAUUUGUCAUAUAAUAUAUUUUAAAUGUUCGCAAAGGGCUAUUCCAGAUAUAGAUAUAGGGGUGGGACAUAUAAAUGAUAAUAUACGUGGACGAUAGGGUUUUAACAUAAUUGUUAACAUUUAUAUAUAAUACAACAGGUAAUGAAAUUUGAAUGGAUAAGUAGGAGAGGAUGAAAUGACAGUGACGAAAAUGUGCAUGAAUGUAAAAAUGUGUUAUCAAAUAAACAAAAUAU
Molecule: messenger RNA, 1810 nt
Organism: Mizuhopecten yessoensis (Yesso scallop)
Lineage: Eukaryota; Metazoa; Mollusca; Bivalvia; Pectinida; Pectinidae
Product: ankyrin repeat domain-containing protein 16-like
Exons: 8
Coding region: 465-1571 (368 amino acids)
Biological process (GO): RNA processing
Molecular function (GO): RNA nuclease activity; protein binding; RNA binding
Source: RefSeq, a predicted model, not a curated record